AUGCCUCGUAAGAUGCGAUCUCUUUUAUUAUCUGGUCAUAAGAGGAUCUUACUAGGCGGUAUCCUGCGACAGAGGCGUCUUCUGACAACCCUCGCAAUUGAAACAUCAUGCGACGACACAGGCGUCGCUGUCCUUCGUCACACCUCACAGUCAACAGAACUUCUCUUCAACGAACGCAUAUCCUCUGAUAACCGCGCUUUCAAAGGAAUUCACCCUAUUGUAGCAGCGAAAGGCCACAGCGUAGCUUUAGCGCCGCUUGUUCGUCGUGCGCUGGACGCUUUACCAGCUGCAGAAGAUGGGGACAAUAAGAGUAUCUGUUACGCUAGUGGCGUGAGAAAACAGGUCCCGGACUUUGUGUCUGUAACUCGCGGACCUGGAAUGCGUUCGAAUUUAGGAAUUGGCUUGGAUAUGGCAAAGGGACUGGCUGUUGCUUGGGACGUACCGUUGGUGGGUGUUCAUCAUAUGCAGGCUCAUGCUCUGACACCACGACUGGCGAGGGCGUUGGGAAUGAGUAUGGGUGAAGCAGAAGAGUCUAGAAAAGGGCCAGAGUUUCCCUUUCUCUCUCUUCUUGUUUCCGGAGGCCAUACUCAGCUUGUUCACUCAACAGGUCUGACAGAUCACUCCAUAAUCGCUACGAGUGGCGAUAUUGCCAUUGGAAACCUCCUUGACCAGACAGCUCGUGAUAUCCUACCGCCUGAGAUAUUCGAUGCAAGCGAGCAUGUUAUGUACGGUCGUCUUCUAGAAGCCUUUGCCUUUCCACCAGGCGCUGAUAAAACUUCUGCUUACGAAGCUGUCUUUACGCCGCCAGCUUCUCGUUCUGAAGAAAUGACUCCUCUAUCCACAGGCUACGACUGGAACAUCCCCACGCCUUUUCGACAAAGUCGCAAGCUCGCUUUCUCUUUCAGCAGUAUCUAUACCCACGUCCAUGACAUUGCAACAGCCCGCCCUUCCAUGUCCAUUCCUGAACGCCGUGCUCUGGCACAGCACACCAUGAUGGCAGCAUUCGUGCACCUUGCAGGGCGACUAUGUAUCGCUCUUGAUGAUAAACCUGAGCUACAGGCUGCCAAGACCCUCGUCGUGGCAGGUGGUGUUGCGAGCAACAAGUUUCUCAUACAUGUUCUACGGUCCAUGCUGGCUAUCAGGGGCUACGAGGGAAUGGAGAUUGUUGCACCACCCGUGGAGCUGUGUACCGACAAUGCGGCCAUGAUAGCUUGGACGGGCAUAGAGAUGUUUCAGGCCGGGUACGAGUCUGAGUUGAGUAUCACGGGGAUUGGGAAGUGGCCUAUGGAUCCUGAGAUUGGAGAGGGGAUAUUGGGUGUCGAUGGCUGGAUAAAAAGAGACUGA
Molecule: messenger RNA, 1344 nt
Organism: Fusarium pseudograminearum CS3096
Lineage: Eukaryota; Fungi; Ascomycota; Sordariomycetes; Hypocreales; Nectriaceae
Exons: 1
Coding region: 1-1344 (447 amino acids)
Biological process (GO): mitochondrial tRNA threonylcarbamoyladenosine modification
Cellular component (GO): mitochondrion
Source: RefSeq, a predicted model, not a curated record